AUGUGGUUACUUUUGUUUUGUCUUGCCGCGGGCGCGGCACUUACCGCUGAAGGUGCUGGCGCGGGCGCCGCACGGCUUCUCUGCUACGUAGAGAGUACGCACGCGUCUGAUUUUUCCGAGUGCACACACCUCGUUUACACGGGCGACGCGAGAGGAGAAAAACUCGACAAUCUGUUGAGAGAGUACAAGAAAAGCAACCCCAGGCUUAAGAUUAUUCUACGAGCCUCCGAAAUUGAUAAGGACCUUCGCACGCUGCUGAAAACCAAGCAUGUCCAAGGUCUGGAGAUAUACGAUGCACAUCGCUCUCUCAAUAGAACCAAAGUCUUGGAGAUGGUGGAAUCAGCCCGAUCUGCUAUCAGUUCUACUGGUGGUGGACCACUGUUCCUGGCGCUGCCCGCAAACCCUGAACUAUUGGCUAAAUACUAUGACCUUAGAGAGUUGGUCAAGAAAGCAGACUUGAUGAUAGUCCAGACUCAUGCUCUGGGAUUGGUGAAGAAGAUGACUUACCAUCCAAGUAGGCUGAGCGGUCUGUGGGACAUGAUGAAUGCUGACUCAGUAGUGGACUUAGUCAUUGGUCUUGGAGUGCCAGCUACCAAAAUUGUCAUUAGCUUACCAGCAACCGCCCGUCAGUUUACUCUCGUCAACGAAACCCUAAGUACUCCAGGAAGCCCGGCCCAAGAUGACGAGCCUAAAGAAAUUGACCAGGCUGAGCUCUGCAGACAGUUGCAAAAGGGCCGCUGGACGUUAGAAAGAGAUCAGGAUUUGUCCGCGCCAUAUGCUUUUAAGCUCAAGACUUGGAUCUCCUUCGAAGACUCGUCAUCAGUAGACGUUAAGGGUAAAUACGCUCGUGUGCGCGGUCUCGCCGGUCUGGCGCUCCACAAGGCUGAUAAGGACACCGACACUCCGUGUGGACCCACGCUGCGCGCGAGCCUGGCUAAGGUGCUCAACCAGCAGAGCCGAGCACCAAGAGCUGCGGUGCUAAGAUCUCUUGAGAAUGAGAUCCUCUCAGCAUCAGGCCAGGGUCGCCCUCUUGACGCGCUCCAGGUGUCUCCGUACCGCAUAACACAAGUCGUCGACUCCGACGGUGUCAUUCACUCAAUCAGAGAGGAUACAAGAACUGAGUUCUCUUGCUCCCGUCAAGGAUACUUCGUGCACCCUCGCUCUUGCGCCCGAUUCUAUCGUUGCGUGAAGUUCGACCAGUAUUCGCCCGAUUUUACGGUGUUUGAAUUCGACUGUCCGACUGGUCUUGCCUUCGAUUCGCGUUAUGAAGUUUGCGUAUGGCCAGGCAGCCUACCCGACUCGCAAGCGUGUCCUGGAACAUCUGAGAUCGCGCCUGUGCCUAGGACCAGAUUUGUCUGUCCAAAUGUUGAAGGCUUUUACGCGGACCCUGAGAACUGUCGUUGGUUCUUUGCUUGCCUGGACCAUGGAAAGGCGCCACUGACAGCGUACGAGUUCCGUUGCCCGUUCGGAUUGGGAUUCGAUGCCGCACGGCUCAAGUGCGACUGGCCGUGGUUGGUGCCUAACUGCGGAAACAUCGGCAGAUACGAAGCCGAAGCUUACGGUUUCUCCGGCGCCACACUUACUGGAGCUCUCGGCUUCCGGGGUAAAACCGCUGAUGCUGUGAACAUAGCUGGUCAUCAGAGUUUGGUUUCCGGAGCAUCCUUGGACAACUUAGUUGGAAUACAAGACGGAUUCCUAACGAGAGGGAAUGGGUUAGAUGCCAAUUUCAUCACCUCAGAAGAACUAUUCGGAGGAGCCAGCAACGGACAUGAAUAUAUAUUAGCGAACGACGCUUCAAGCUUAGUUGAAAAUGUUGUAAAGUACGAUGGAGAAGCUCGAGCUUCAAAUGUUAACUUUGGCUUUGCGCAAGGUACUAACGAUAAAGAUGGCGCACAGUAUACAAGUGGUUCCCUAAUUUUAGAUGACUACAGGCUGCCCAGCUCUAAAUCUAGUACUGCAAGUCCAGUCAGUAAUGAUAAUGUGGGUUCUACCGCAUCGUACUCCCAGAACGCUAGAGUUACGAGCUCUAUUCCCAAAAAUACGGGCAAAUAUGACAGCAGGUACAAUACCGGUUACUAUAGACCAGAGUUGUAUAGCAGUGGUCGUUAUAAUGACGGCAAAUACAGACCUUCGAAUUCAGGCAAGUAUGUCCAUGACCCAACUGGUGACAAAGCUUUACCAUACAACCAUGUUGCUCCACCUCCUGUACCUUAUAAGCAUGUGGAUUCGGGUUACACAGUGACAAAUGGUUUUGAUGUUGGAAAAUACAACGGCUCGUGGUCUUAUAACGACAAGUGGUCUUACAACGACACGUGGUCUUACAACGACACGGGGUCUUACAACGAUGGUUCUACGCUUCUAUCAGAGACAAGCGGGUACUAUUAUCCUAAACCUGCAGGACCUGCCUUUGAAGAGGGUAGUUAUAAUACUGAUUAUCCAGGUUCUUAUAAAAUUGACGGCUAUGUUGGAACAUAUGACGACUCUGGAGCAUAUGUUGAACGAACUGGCGCAGGUCAUUCAUUAACAGGCGGGGCAGUUAACGUAGGCCUUGUAGGCAAAACAACAUUAGUUGACAUUGGAUAUACUGGUGAAGAAGGAUAUGAAAGUAAAAAUGUUCAAACGGGUCAAGCAACGUAUGUAUCUCAACCUGCAGUAACAAUAAAUCACAUUGGAACAGAUGCUCACAAUCUUGAUGGCUAUAGCUUUGUUACAAAUCCAACUUCUUCUGGUAUUCCUACAACUGCAACACCAUUCGCAGUUACCACAGCAUUGCCCCCAGUGACAGCUUACAAAACGACGUACGUUCCUUUAGCGCCAAGGAGCAGCGUUAAGCAAAUAUUCGGAUAUACUCAGCAACCUGUCACAUUCGUACAACCCACAGCUGUUGCACUAGAACAAAAAUAUGUGACUCCUACUGUUGAGGUUACCGAUUACAAUUCGAAUGUUGAUUAUCGUAAUGAAAAUAAGGCCUCAACUUACAAUGUCGGUGUUGACACUACCGGUUACGAUUAUCCAAAACCCAAUGUAAAAUUCGAAGACGGAUUUUCGUACACUACUAGUAUACCAGCUAUAUCGGUUUCUAGAUCCAAACCACAAGGAUUUAGCCAUCAACAGCAAACUGUUCAUAGCGUGGCGUCAGGUAUUUCAGAAUACUCUACGCCUGUGACCGAAAAACCUUUUAAAAAAUUGGUAGCUUAUACUACAGGCCCCUCAGUUAGUACGUACACACAACAAGCACUUAGUCAACAAACAGACGAAAGGCUUAAUGAUGCUAAUGUUUACUCUGAAGCAGUUAAUGUUGGAUCAACUGACUAUAAGAUUAGUGAUGGUACGGUCACGUUUGAGCAACCUCAAAAUGUAGUACAAUAUACACAAACACUGCCAACGGCAUCUGUUCAACCUACAUACCAACCGCAAGUUUUCAGCCAACAAACAAUUCAUAAAGUUGACGCGAAUAAAGUUAAUGCUUAUGUACAAAAUGAGGAAGAUAGUUACCAAUACGCGAACCCUAGUAGCUAUGAUGAAACACAAAAAACUGUUUACCAGUAUACAACACCAGCACCGAUUAUAACAUCAACUUAUAGCCCACAAUCUUUUAGUCAACAAACAAUUUAUAAAGUUGCAACUCAGAAAUUUAAUCCUGUGUCCACAACAGUACGUCCAAUCGAUCGUGAACAGUACACGUAUCAGACAACACCUGUGACAGUGUAUGAAAAUCCAAUUCUAAAAUACGCUCAGAAGUCUACCCCGCAAACAUAUAUAAGUUCAACAUAUACACCACAAUCAUACAGCCAGCAAGCAACAUAUAAAAAUAUUGAAAAAACUGGUGUCAUUUAUGAUCAACCUCAAAAUGUAGUUCAGUAUUCGACAGUUCAACCUGUUAUUUCAUAUCAACCUAGUGUCUCUUCUUACCAACCACAAUCUUAUAGUCAUCAAACUUUCCAUAAAGUUGACGCUGGACAGGUGAAAGCGUACACACAAGAUGCUUCUGCUACUGGUUAUUAUAACACGCAACCUAUAAGUCAACAGGGAGAGAUAUUAAAGACAACAGUGGAAUCAUCAACACCUAUACCUACUGUAACAUAUACUUAUAGACCGCAAACAUUUAUACAAAGAAUUCAAACUCAGAAAUUAACUCCUGUUUCUACUACUUCACUUCCUAAAAUCGAAUUGACGUACCAACAGCCAACUGUUUCCAUUUAUGAGAACCCUAUAUUGAAAUACACUAAAACAGAAAAAGUUACCCCUAUUACAUAUGUGCGACCGACUGCCACAGUUUUCACUCAAACUUCUAAACCUCUGGUUCAGGACAGCCUAAUUCAAUAUGAAACUACAGCUGAGCAGGCUUAUGAUAACAUAAAUGUGCAAUUAGAUCAGGAGAGAUAUUUAUACAACCAACCUGAACUUCAAACUAAUAUUGGUACAUCAAAGGCUGCUUAUUCUGACGCUACUGAUGUGUCUCAUCAAGAGUUCCACCUUGGCAGUAACCAAUAUAAAACUGCAAAAGAUGUCGCCUUUGUUUCAACUACUCCUUCCACUUUAGUUUAUGAAGAUCAUUAUACAAGCAAGGAAGUUAAUAACGGUAAAACAUAUAAAUCACCUGAAUUUAUUGUACCUGAAACACAGUAUCAACAAACUUAUACCGUGUCCACGGCCUCUACACCAGUUGUUCAACAGCAAAGCUCCACAUUUUAUAAAACUCAAGAUCAAUACGAUUACAAGCCUGUAGAGUACUCACAACAGUAUGAUAUAAGUCAAACAAUUCCUUCUUCCGUAGGACAAUCUACUGUAGAUCUACCGAGUAAAAGUGUAACCACUUUGUACAAACAAAAUGCUUUCCAAUCCCCUGAAAUUCAAGUAGGUUAUAAAGGUGAAGAGUAUUUGCCACCAGUUGUUUCAACAGUAACUCCUGUCGUGACCACAACUUAUAGACCUCCGACUUAUUCUACUGUGACAACGUCACAAAAGUAUCUACCUGCCGUAGCGAAAACAACUUUAGAAUAUAACGGUCCUGAAUAUUUGCCACCACAAGAAACUGCCAAAUCGACGACCCAAUCAAGAGAAUAUUUACCACCAGUAGGGCAAACAUCUUUCGGAUUAAAGAUAACGCAAACUCCUUAUCAAGAUUACAUUAUUUCUCAAGAUACUAUUUUAUCUUCAACGUCAACACCAAUUCAAAGAAAAUCUCAAUUACUGGGAUUUGGUUCAGUGGGCCCUAAUGCUGGAUUAGUAACCUCUGUAAAUUACAAGACUGAGACACCGAUUCCAGUUUCAAGUACUGAUAAUUAUUAUUUAGCACCCAAAACUGUAUCAUCAACGUUCGCACCUGAACUAGUAGAAGUUACAUCAACAAUACCUCGUAGAAGCAGACCCAAGUAUGUAAGACCAUCUUUUGUUACUUCCACUCCUCAAACAACUACAUACCAAUAUGUUGAAUCCAAAGAAGCUUAUAAAGCUCCUGAGUAUUUGCCACCUGUGGAUAGAUUUGACCAAAAACUGGAUAUAAUAGGAAUCAACAAUGCGGACACUUCAUUUUCUCAAAGAAUCAAUAUAAACCCCUACCAAGAAUACACAGCUUCGGAUGAAACCCCCGUUAUAAUAUCCACAACAUCUUCAACACCUAAACGAAAGCAGAACAUUGUUAUCCAAAAUGCGAAAUAUAACUUACUUGGGUUUGGUACAGUAGGUCCGGAUGCUGGGCUGGUUACAGUUACAACUGCAGCUCCCGAGUUGAAUGCAGGGACAUACUCGUUAUCUUCGAAAUCAACUACAUCAACGUAUGCACCCGUGCAAGGAGAGCUGGUUGAAGUAACGCCUUCUUAUAUUCCAGCACGUAGAACUAAACCUAAAGUAGCAGUAGUGACAAAGAUUAACGACUUUAACCCACUACUCGUACGAAAAUUAGGCGCUGUGUGCAGUUGCCAAUCACCUAUCUUAAUACUUAAAGGCAGAAGGCCAGCUGUACAGCAACAAGAUGCUAACGACUACAGUACUGAUUACGACUCCGUGACACAAACACCUGGUAUAACUACUGUUGUCACACCAACUCCAGUUGUCACAUCAACGAAUAAUCCUAUAAUCGUUCCUGAUGAUUCCUUUUACCAAGAUUAUCAAGAAGCGAGCAAUGAUAAUAUAGCAAUUGUGCCCAACGGGAGGGAGAGUGAAAACUAUGUCUCGAGUACACCAACGGCGAUUUUGGCUAGUGAGAAAACUGUUAGAAUUAGACCGCGUGUUAAGGCUGUCACGGUUGCUCCAACCUAUAGGACUGUACUAUUGAACGAAGAAGUGGCACCUACCGUCGAAAUCAAACAAGCAGAAGCAACAUUGGAUUCUAAUGGGUUUGAUCGAUACGGGCCAGGUGGCUGGAGGAGCAGAGAUGAAACGCUCCAAGGAUCCAUUGAUUGUCAGAGAGCAGGAUUGUUCCGUCAUCCAAAACAAUGCAACAAAUUCUAUGCAUGCAGAUGGGAUUGCACAAAACAGAGAUUCACACUUCAUGUCUUCAAUUGCCCAGUUCAAUUAAGUUUUGAUCCUAAUUUGGGAGCUUGUAACUGGCCAAGCCAAGGUCCUGCUUGUCAAGGAGAUACACUUCUCACAAACACUCUUUAA
Molecule: messenger RNA, 6606 nt
Organism: Parnassius apollo (apollo)
Lineage: Eukaryota; Metazoa; Arthropoda; Insecta; Lepidoptera; Papilionidae
Source: the annotation of a GenBank genome assembly